GCCGCAGUAAAUGCAAAUGGUGCAUGAGUAUGUAGGGGGCAGUGCCUGGAGGCAUUCCUGCCUUGCUCAGCACCUCGGGUGGUUGCUGAUGCCAAGCCACACUGGGCCUACAUAAGCCCAUCUUGAGUACCUAAAAUUUCAUCAGGGACAUUAAAACACUAACUACCCACCAGUGCAACCAACACCCCACAGAGAAGGGCAUGAGAUGUGGCGCCACGAGCCUAGUGGCCAAGGUUCUGGCCUGGGCUCCUCCCCACCACUCCUCAAGUGGUCUGGAGUGCAUUAAUGCCUCUGAGCCUCAGUUUUCUCAUCUGUUAAGUGGGAAGAGGAGCAUUGACGUCAGGUUUGCUGGAAGGGUUAAAUGACAUAAAUGCUCAUAAAGCCCUAGGAGCAGUCUUUAUCAUAGUGCGAGCUACUGUCCUGCCAGAAUGGGAUCCCAAGGGGCUAGAACCCAGGCUGGCUCAUGAGGGGUGUUCCACAAAGAUCUGCUGGAUGGCUAAGAUGGAUAGCUGCAUGGAUAGACAAGUGGUGGAUGGGUGGACCGAUGGAUGGAUGGAGAUAGAGAGGCUCUAUCUCCACUAUCUAGGAAGACCUGGCAGAGGAGGGGACAUGUGAGCAUGGUCCUGAAGGAUGAAGAACAGUUUGCUAGGUGGAGAGGAGCAGUUCUGCAAUAGAGAGAGACAGACGAGGGAGAGGUUUGACGUUGGAUGAGAAAUGGAGGUAGGUGUUCAGUUCCCCGGGUGGGCCAGCUCAGGCUAAGGGAGGCAAUGGUUAUGUCCCACCGUUGCAAAGCCUUCGUGAACCUAGAGUUACAUGGCAGACCUUUGCCGGUUGCACAAAGACACCUUCUCAACUGAGGUUGAAAGAUCAUUUCUCUUUGAUUGGUUUUUUUACCAUUAUGAACAGCAAAAUAAUAUGAGAAAAAUCUAUGCAGCAAUUUUUCCAUUUCCAAAAACCGAAACGACACCUUGCAGCCGAUUCCCUUGGCAUGGACCCCUCCCUCCUUUUAUUUGCAUCAUUUCUUUAAAUGCAAGAAUACAGAUAAUUUUCUUUUCCAAAAUAGCCGAAAGCUUCACGAUUGGGGAAGGGGGCAAGUGUGGAUUAAUUUCCCACACGACACAGAAUGCAGAGCUAGGGAGGGCACCUCAGAUAAAGAGUUUUCUGUAAAUACACAAGAAAGUGAUCCCGUUGACACCUCAUUCUUCUGUCUGUAAAAUGCAUGAGUGACAAACGGGACAUGUUUUAACACCAGACAAUGAAGCUCCUCGCUCUCCACUGCUCACCAGUGGCAAUGCCAGGCUUCUUUUUUGCAGGUUCUACUGACAACCCCCCCCCUUCUUUUGAACUCACGGGCCUCUCACAGAAACGAGCUUCUCCCUCAGACCCUGGGUACAAGCCAGAUAGGGAUGCGAGUUUCUGUUCCAGUGAGAAAUGGUGGCUUUGAAUCCAUAAAACACGCCUUAAAUCCAUCCCAUCAACACUGACCAGCCACUUUUUAGCAUUAGCCAUAAAGACUGGCUUAGUGUGAAGUCUCAAAAAGAAGAAACAGAAACCACGGCGUGGCUCUCACUAAAUUAACCUCACCCGAGGCUUGAAAUCACCAUCCGGGAGCCGACACUGCAGCCGCCUAAUUCACAGACAUCUUUGCUCCUGAUGAGAUUUCGCAUUAGCCAGAUGUCGUUAGAGGCUGACCUCAGCCCAAGGAUCGCCUGCAAUGUGUUGAGGCUCCAGAUCAGGCGGGGCCCGGCUCCCCCCAGCCAUCCACCAUGGUGGUGGCACACCCGGCCACCACCGCCACUACCACACCCACUGCCACUGUCACAGCCACUGUCAUGAUGACCACGGCCACCAUGGACCUGCGGGACUGGCUUUUCCUCUGCUACGGGCUCAUCGCCUUCCUGACGGAGGUCAUCGACAGCACCACCUGCCCCUCAGUGUGCCGCUGUGACAAUGGCUUCAUCUACUGCAACGACCGGGGACUUACCUCCAUCCCUGCUGACAUCCCCGACGACGCCACCACCCUCUACCUGCAGAACAACCAGAUCAACAAUGCUGGCAUCCCCCAGGACCUCAAGACCAAGGUCAAUGUGCAGGUCAUCUACCUGUACGAGAAUGACCUGGACGAGUUCCCGGUCAACCUGCCCCGCUCCCUGCGGGAGCUGCACCUACAGGACAACAACGUGCGCACAAUUGCCAGGGACUCACUGGCCCGCAUCCCACUGCUAGAGAAGCUGCAUCUGGAUGACAACUCUGUGUCCACCGUCAGCAUCGAAGAGGAUGCCUUUGCCGACAGCAAGCAGCUCAAACUGCUCUUCCUGAGCCGGAACCACCUGAGCAGCAUCCCCUCGGGACUGCCCCGCACGCUGGAGGAGCUGCGGCUGGAUGACAACCGCAUCUCCACCAUCCCGCUUCACGCCUUCAAGGGCCUCAACAGCCUCCGGCGCCUGGUGCUCGAUGGCAACCUGCUGGCCAACCAGCGCAUUGCCGACGACACAUUCAGCCGCCUGCAAAACCUCACCGAGCUGUCACUGGUGCGCAACUCACUGGCCGCCCCACCCCUGAACCUGCCCAGCGCCCACCUGCAGAAGCUGUACCUGCAGGACAACGCCAUCAGCCACAUCCCCUACAACACGCUAGCCAAGAUGCGCGAGCUGGAACGCCUGGACCUGUCCAACAACAACCUCACCACGUUGCCCCGCGGCCUGUUCGACGACCUGGAGAACCUGGCGCAGCUGCUACUGAGGAACAACCCCUGGUUCUGCGGCUGUAACCUCAUGUGGCUGCGGGACUGGGUGCAGGCGCGGGCGGCCGUGGUCAAUGUGCGCGGCCUCAUGUGCCAGGGCCCCGAGAAGGUCCGCGGCAUGGCCAUCAGGGACAUCACCAGCGAGAUGGAUGAGUGCUUCGAGACGGGCUCCCAGGGGGGCGCAGCCAACGCGGCUGCCAAGACCACGGCCAGCAACCAUGCCUCUGCCACCACACCCCAGGGCUCGCUCUUCACCCUCAAGGCCAAGAGGCCGGGGCUACGCCUCCCUGACUCCAGCCUCGACUACCCCAUGGCCACAGGCGAGGGCGCCAAGACCCUGGCCAUCCACGUGAAGCCGCUGACGGCAGACUCCAUCCGCAUCACAUGGAAGGCCACACUGCCGGCCUCCUCCUUCCGGCUCAGCUGGCUCCGCCUGGGCCACAGCCCUGCUGUGGGCUCCAUCACGGAGACACUGGUGCAGGGGGAUAAGACAGAGUACCUGUUGACAGCGCUGGAGCCCAAGUCCACCUACAUCAUCUGCAUGGUCACCAUGGAGACCGGCAACGCCUACGUGGCCGACGAGACGCCCGUGUGUGCCAAGGCGGAGACGGCAGACAGCCACGGCCCCACUACUACCCUUAACCAGGAGCAGAAUGCGGAUGCCAUGGCGGGCCUGCCCCUGGCAGGCAUCAUUGGUGGCGCUGUGGCCCUCGUAUUCCUCUUCCUGGUCCUGGGGGCCAUCUGCUGGUACGUGCACCGGGCCGGCGAGCUGCUGACCCGAGAUCGGGCCUACAAUCGGGGCAGCCGGAAAAAGGAUGACUAUAUGGAGUCAGGAACCAAGAAGGAUAAUUCCAUCCUGGAAAUCCGGGGCCCCGGGCUGCAGAUGCUGCCCAUCAACCCUUACCGCGCCAAAGAGGAGUACGUGGUCCACACCAUCUUCCCCUCCAAUGGCAGCAGCCUCUGUAAGGGCACACACACCAUCGGCUACGGCACCACGCGGGGCUACCGGGAUGGGGGCAUCCCUGACAUAGACUACACCUACACAUGAUGCCAGCCACGAGGGCCACCUCUGCCCCAGCUCCCGCUGCCUCCUCCCAGCCUGGCGACGCCGUGGCUUUGCCCAGCCCGCUGCCAUCCCAUAGAGCAAGGAAGAGAAAUUCCAUGAUGACUUUCUCAGCAGAAAGCAAAGUUUGGGAAGGGUUGAUGAUUUUAUAGAACACGACAGUGAAAAAAAAAAUUUUUUUUUUAAGAAUAGAAGGUAGGAGGGGGAUUUGACGUUGCUGAAGACAUAAUUUAUACCAAAUUAUGCCAGUUGGGGAGGGAAGAACUAAAAAUAAUAUGGCAGGAAGGGUUGGGUCAGGUUUUUUUUUUCCCCUGAACUGGAAAGAUACUACCUGUACAGCAUCUGUGUACGCCUCAUGCUCUGUUUAGGGCCGUCACAAAAGAGCCGUCAGAGAGAACAGCCACCACUCGAAGCCCCCACGCAGCUCUCGCUCGCUGCCAGCUUCUCGUUGGCGACAACCGACAACGACAUGACAUGAUGGAAGGUUUUCAGGCUCCUCACAAAGGAGAAAGGGAAGAAAAGAUCUUUUGCUAUGGAGAUAGUGUCCUGAAACCUCUUCCCCGUUCUUUCCAUAGCAUUUCCCUUACAGAUUUGCAGAAAGAGCACGCCUUUCACUGCAUUCUUUGAACAAUGGUGUAGUCAAUUAAAAAAGCGAACUUUCUUUUUCCUAUACCAAAACCCUCGUCAGUCCCAUGCACCGCACUCAGCACUCGGUGGAAGCCCCAGGGGAGCUGCGGUUUCCCAGCCACUCGGAGGUGCAUCUACCUCCCUGUUGAUCUCUAUGUCGUGUCUCUCAAUACAGAUGGGUAGAUAGAGCCACAUAUACGGUCCUUUCUACUUCUUGGGUCAGUUCGUACAAUUUCCUGAGAAAAUAGAGUCAUGAAAAUGUUGCUUUCUCCUAGAAAUCACUGAGUAAGUAGACAAAGCGUGUUGGGGGAGGGUUUGGGAUGGGGGACAAUGCUGUUUGUAAAGGCACAGGUGUCUCUGUCCCAGUCGGGUGGCCAGGGAGACCCCGGGAAGGGGGUGCUCUCAGCUCAACCCUAUCUCAGGUUGGCCAGAGCUGGGCCAGAAUCCUUUCUGAUACAGAGAAAAGCUUUCUUUGACUGCCGAUGUCCUUGUGUCUCUCCCCGCCACCCUCCAACUCCCAACACACAGAUGCAGUCACCUCAGCAGUGACUUUCUGUUUCCUCUUGCUGUAUGCUUCCUCCCGGGACAGGUAAUUGGCACAGGGACUUUUUUUUUUUUUUUUUAAUCAGCUGAUUAGACCUAAUGGUUUCCAUGGCUGCUUAAACAAAGCCCAGAAAAAGACAUGAAAAUUCUCAGAAGAGCCCUGGGAGACAGCAGCAGCCCCCCAAACGCAGAGCACUCGGCCGCACCCGCCCCUGGCACUCUGCUCUGGAGAGGGAAGACCAGACCUCCAGAGAUGCCAGCUCCAAAAGGGUACUGACCGGUGCCCUCGGGAGAAUCCUGGUUUUACUUCCUCCCCCUGGAACCCGUGUGGCCAUCAUUUAUCAGCUGGCAGUGUGGUGUGGUGGGCCAUGAGAUUAAAACAAUAAUGAAAGGAUGACAGCAAAGCUGGAAGGAAGGGAGGAGUGGCGCCUGGGGUUCCGUGGUCUCCUGCAUCCCUGGCCCUCGGGGAGCUUGGGCCACCACCCAUCAACGUGCCACCAGUGUGGCACCAGGGAAGAGCCAUGUCAGAGACACUGGCCCGAGGGCAGGGGAGGUCAAGAAGGUGGCUGGCUUCUGGUGGUGGUUUCAAAGGCCUCAAAGGCUUUGCCAAAAGCCAAAGUCAGGAAGCAUAUGCUGGCCGGAGGUCACAGGGCUGCCAGGACGGGCUGCGGGAGGCCGGCCACUCACAGGCCAUGAAAAGAUGUGACGGCCCCUUCAGGGAAUGGCGGGGUCGAAAGGAAUAGCCACAGGGCUGUGCAAGUAGGGUGGAGAAGAGGCACCCCCAUCCUCCAACGGGAACCCGGCUCCCCCAAGCCUUCGGUGGAGGCGCGAGGCAUGGACACACUUCGCUCCAAACUAAGCCUUCCCCCGACUUGGCCCACUUGAAUCAUUUUCUCGUUCAAUGAGAUCAGGAGAGAGAUUUUUCCAAGCCUUAAAUUUACGUCUCUGUGGAGGUUGCCUCACUUUGGCCUCAGGCACCCCUGAUACAAGCCGUUAGGGCAGCUUGGAGAGGAGCAGAGGAUGUGAGAGGAUGUGGGGCAGUGGCUCAGGAAGAGGGGGGAGGGAAAGAAGCCCGAGGUCCCCUCCCUCACGGCACCACCCAUGCCUUCUGCUGGUGUCCCCGUCACCACAGCCCCCAAGUUCCCACUGCCUACAAGCUUGGUGCCCCCUGAUCUUAAUCUGUCCUCCUUUCUUCUCCUGACACCAGGAGGGGGUCAAAUCAUCCCCUUAGAGGUCAGGAAGGCAUCUGGGGAACAUCAGGUGGCCCUGGAGUCAGUGAAGGGUAGAAAGGCCUCAGGCCUCCGUGAUCCCCGCAGCACAGGGCAGGCCAGGCCCACCUGGGCCUGAGGACAUAGGGGUCUCCUGCUCCCCUGGGGGGCUCAGGCAGGAGCUCACGGUGGGUGGGCUCUCUGCAGGCAUCCUCCUGCCCUGUGAGAGCUGAGGAUAGUGGGUCUGCUCUCACCUUUCCUGCCCUCAGCAUCAGACAUCCCCCCUGGAGUCCUUUCUGAGCACGAGCUCCCGAACGUCUGUCACCUCACAGCUCCCCAAGCCAAGGAGGGGACCUGAAGCCAGGUCUCCUCUGCAGCCCUGUCCUCUCCUGGUCCAAGUCCUCUGAGUGUCCUCAUAACACAAGAAUAGAGAUGCAGCAGGAUGCCUAGCCUCCCCCAGCCCCUGAUGCACAAAGUGAGGACAGGGCCCUGGAAGACAAGCCCGGCACCCAGGCCACCACUUCUGUCUGGCAUCUCCCUUCUCCGGGCAGCCGACCUGACCCCGGCAGCCUCUAACUAGCCAGAACAACCUUGUUGGCCUCAGUGUUGAUGAGUGUAUUUUGUGGCAUUUAUAGCAGGUCUUAAGUUUUUAAAAAAAAAAAAAAAAAAAAAAAA
Canis lupus familiaris (dog) is the source of this 6859-nucleotide messenger RNA. It is a transcript of the gene FLRT1, whose product is annotated as fibronectin leucine rich transmembrane protein 1. Gene Ontology annotation, molecular function: protein binding. The record is from RefSeq and is a predicted model, not a curated record. The transcript is spliced from 2 exons. The coding region runs from base 1767 to 3791 and encodes 674 amino acids. NCBI's taxonomy places the organism in Eukaryota, Metazoa, Chordata, Mammalia, Carnivora, Canidae.